AAGUUGGCGGGCUCGCCUCAGCGAGAAAAAGUCGCCGACGCAGACGCAACCGAACAGCAACAAAAGGAGGAGGAGGGCGCUGGUGCUGGUAGUCCAUGUGUCGAUGAGGAGUGGCUCUACUUCUACAUGCUGACAAACCUGGAAUCGUACGCCGACUGGGUGAUGCGCAUAGUCUCCUGCUACCAACAUACCGCCGACGUUCUACAGGCUGCCGGAGCUAAGUAUCCCCGCAAAAUCGUCGUCUAUAAUAAACUGCCCUAUCUCGCCGUGGAGGCCGUAGAGGUUUUUUAUCGCGCCCACGCAUUUGCCCUGAAGGUGCUUCUUCGGACAGGAAAACCACAAUCAAACAGCUCCUGUAAGCUGCCACUUGUCGAACUCGCUGAUGCACUGUUGAAGUUCAGCCAGUCUGCGUUUGUCAUUGAACCAGGGAAAAACGGGUAUGUGCGUCUAAUGUCUUUCGUCUCCCCUCCCAAGCUCGACUGUAUCAUGAAAGGAAACCUCGCCACUCAUACCAAUUUUGCACCCUUUAAAGACACUUUCGCCCUUAGCUCAACCUAA
Molecule: messenger RNA, 558 nt
Organism: Dibothriocephalus latus
Lineage: Eukaryota; Metazoa; Platyhelminthes; Cestoda; Diphyllobothriidea; Diphyllobothriidae
Source: the annotation of a GenBank genome assembly